This is a messenger RNA of Amyelois transitella, 5327 nucleotides long. It is a transcript of the gene spir, whose product is annotated as protein spire. Gene Ontology annotation, cellular component: cytoplasmic vesicle membrane; cell cortex. Gene Ontology annotation, molecular function: actin binding. Bases 493 to 2916 code for a protein of 807 amino acids. The record is from RefSeq and is a predicted model, not a curated record. The transcript is spliced from 17 exons. Gene Ontology annotation, biological process: polar body extrusion after meiotic divisions; actin filament polymerization; Golgi vesicle transport. NCBI's taxonomy places the organism in Eukaryota, Metazoa, Arthropoda, Insecta, Lepidoptera, Pyralidae.
UUAUUUGUAUCUUAUCAUUGACGCCGGCGUCUAAUUACAGCAAAAAUAUCUGAUAGUGUUUAAUACACUUGGAGGUAGCUAUGUGAUGAAGAACAAGGAAGCCAAGUAGGUACCAGAAUCCAGGAUGGUUGAGACGAUAGGAAAUGUUUCCGGGGAAGGGCGCAUCUCCGUUCGUACGGAGGCUGCGGACGGCGAGAAUUCGCGCCAGUCUGGCUCCGACCGCCGUCCGCGUACCACGUGUUACGUGCCAGCUUGUACCGCACCGCGCACGCGCGAUCGCGAUCGUGAACCAAACUAGAAAAAAAAACACAACCACCCACAAAACAGUGACAGUGACGUUUCGGGGGGAGACGGUGACAAUAACACGCUGAAAUAAAAUUAUGCUCAAUUAAAUUUGUCGAUGUAAAAAUUCUAGUGCUGAACUUUAGUGAAGCGAUCGAUCGCCGCAGUGUUGUGAUACCGUGAUGGUGAAGCCUCCUGGUGGUUAGCGCGAUGAUGCGCAAGGAAGGCGUCGGGGCCGCCGGCGGCACGGAGUUCUCGCUGGACGCCGCCGAUUGCAUCAACUUGCAGCAGAUCCUGCAGGCUUUCAACUCGACGAUAAGCGAGGAGCACGCGUGGGCGCUGUUCUACCAGGCCGCGAGGUGUUUCCAGAAAUGUUUGGCGGAGGGCUCCAGCUGCUUCCUGGCGACGGAGCCGAGGCACGUCCUGCUGCAUAAGGAGGGUACCGUGCACCCUAGUACACUGCUGCAUCCAGGAGAUGACAUCACAAGGGAACAAGUAACAUCGGAAACAAAGCUGGUGGUGAACCUGGCGAUCGUGAUCUACCGGGCGCUGGACUACACCCACUCCGAGGAUGAGGAGCGGCUCAUAUCCCCCGACCUGGAGGGGCUUAUCACCGAGAUGACGGGGUGCGAUGAUGGAGAUGAUGAGGAGGAACUUGGCGUCCUGUCCGAAGAGUCUGAGACGUCGGAGUGCGGGCGCGCAGACACCGACGACGAGGGCAUAGAACGGGACGCCGAGCCAGCGCCGCGGCGCAGGCGCAGGCGGCGGAGGUUCACGCUCAAAGAUGUUGUUGAGCGCUGCGUUUGGCACUGCGGCGGCGGCGGCCGAUGCGCACGCGACGCCGCGGCAGCGCAUUACCGCGCCGUCUGCAGAGCCCUGGUGGCCGAAGCCCUGGAGCUAGCCUCCUUCCUCGCCAGGGUGAAAGUGGGGGGCGCCCGGGACAUGGGCGCCGCGGAGGAUUCAGCCACACAUUUGGACACGCUGCAGUUUUCGGAUUGGGCGCGGUUUUGGAUGCAAGUCAUCGGUGAAUUAAGAAUGGGUGUGAAAUUAAAGAAGGUGAACUACUCCAGAACACCAAUAGAAUAUGAACUGACUCCGUAUGAAAUCCUCAUGGAUGACAUUAGGUCAAGAAGGUACACGCUAAGGAAGGUAGAUGGCGCUAUACCUCAAAGUGUUAAGAAAGACGCGCAUGCAAUGAUACUCGAAUUUAUUAGAAGUAGACCUCCACUCAAAAAGGCAUCAGAACGCAAGCUUCCACCGCCCCGGCGGGAGGUGACGCCCCGGGAACAGCUCCUGGCUUCCAUCCAGGUCGGCAGGCAGCUGCGGCCGACACCAUACUCCAGGAGAUUAUCGACUAGCGGUUCAGGCAGCGGGCCGGGCGGGGGUGAGGCGCGGCGCGGGGGUGACGUCACGCCGCAUGCGCAGCCGCAGAGGAGGCUCAUCAAAGUGGACUUCGACAACCUUGAGGACGACGAAGAUGAGGAUGAUACAGAAACCUGUGCCAGUCCAGAGGUCCUCGCGCCCCAGCCGUUCCCAAGGCAUACGGCCCCACAGCCACCCAAACCCUGGAAAAGAACUGCUUACGACCUAGCCACCCAGUGCCCAUCCCGGCGCGCUUCCAUGAGAAGGCACACGGUCACGCACGCAGCCUGCCCACCCACCGAUGGCGCUCAUUCGUUGCCACACUCAAGGCCAGGCUCCCGCGCGUCCUGCGCCGGCGCAGCGUCUCUCGCGAGCAGCGACGCCGACGCCCAACUAGGAGAGCUCUCCUGGUCCAGGAGUUCCUUGCAGGAGGAGCUCAUCAAGUCGGUUAGUGGCAGUCCCAACGGCUCGCAUAAACAAUGGCAGGACGCCAUAAUGUCCGAUGACCGGUUGUCUCUCACCCUGGAGGAGAUUGUCCACAUCAGGUCGGUGCUCACCAAGGCGGAGUUAGAAGUUCUGCCGGUGGAAGGCAGGGUCAAAGAAGACGUGGAGAAGAGACGGGUAUGCUUCCUAUGUUUGAAGACGAGAUUCGGAAUAUUCGGCCCUUGGGGUCAGAAAUGUAAAUUGUGCAAAAAGACUGUCUGUCAAAAGUGUUGUUCAAAGAUGCGCAUUCCGACGGAGCACUUCGCGCACGUGCCAGUCGUGUUGCUGAGCCCGUCGCUGCUGCCGUCGCCGGAGGACGAGGCGCAGUCCUCCUUCCCCAGGAGUCUCAUGUCGAGGCUCGUGUCUCCGGAGCAUACGAGCAUGGUAGAGAACAGCGUGGGCAGCGCGCCGAGCAGCCCGGCGGCGGGCCGGCGCGGCGCUCCCGCUGCGGGCGGGCCGGCGGCGCGCUCGGCGCCCGGCUCGCGCGGCGGCUCGGCGCUGGGCUUCGCGGAGCUCAGCGUGCCGCCCGCCGGCCCGGAGAGCAUGCCUGUCGGCCACUUGGCGACGCCGCCUUCCACGCUCGAUCGGAGAGCGCGCUACGGCCGCAGCGCGACCGGCGCGUCGGCGGCGGAGCGGCUGCGCGGCGUGCAGAUGGCGGUGUGCCACGACUGCAAGGCCAUGGUGCUGCAGAUCAUCAAGUCGUCCCGCGCCGCGCGCUCCGCCUCCCGCGACCGCGCGCUGCGCACUCUGACGCUCGACCUCGCGCCCGUGUACACGGCUGACUGUUAACGUGAUAACUAUAUGUGUCUGGCUGUAAAAUCUGUUGGAAUUAAAUGUACUGGUAAGUGUCGAAUCUUGGAUGAAUAGGUUUUUUUCAUUUUGGUGCUCUAAUGGGUUUAUAACAAGUCGCAGUGCCACUAUUUGAUGUCAUCGCGUACCACGUGCUCUAGACUACACGACGGCGUGCGCUUUAGUGCUAGUUGGCCAUCAGAUUUCUUGAAAUACCUCUUACUUAGUGUCUCAAGAAUGUUUUUUGAUAUUUCGUAGUACUAACAAUACUUACUUAGCCUCUUCGCAAAGAGAGCGGCGCAAAUUAAUAGGUGUUGUUUAUUGCAUUUACGAAUGUAGCAGGCAGUCCCUACUGCACACGAUAUUGAAGUCGGAUCUGAAUUAUAGGAUUCAACACAUUAUAUAUACAGCAUGCAGUAAGGUGCCGUGCCAUCAAAGAGAAUUUUCAAUAUCUACAUCCGGCAAAAAUAAUAUCACCGAUGUCACUCGUGUAAGAACACGAUCUCAAAACGGCCUGUCGGUAGUCGGUUGGAGACUAAAAUCUUGCGUACGAAGGACCAGGCGGCUCUUCUUACAUAACUCUAAAAGAAUACUUACCAAAUGAAAAACUAAGAAAUCAAAAACUAUUCAACUGAAGGUUUCGACACACGAUUGGUACAUUUCUUUUUGGCGCCCCGGCCUACAUAUUGACACAACAUAGAGACUUUGUCUGGGUUAACGUGAUGUGUGGUCGAAUUACCUAUUGCAUUAAGUUACCGUAAACAAAUGCAACACAUCACUAAUUAUAAUGCAAAAGCUCACGAAAUUUCCGCUCAGAAAAAUGUCUCGGUUUGAGAUGAUAUACAACCUUAGUCAAUAUUUUAGACUAGGUAAUACCUUAGCCUUUUCCUUGCCAUACAUCUUUUUGCACAUUUAAAAAGCAUAUUUGAAUCCACAAAAUUAUUAAAUUUAAAAUUUCACCAAAAAUAGAGCAUUUUAAAAUAAAUUAAACAAUAGCCACAGAAACACAGGCUUGCAUAAAAAAGGACAUUUUAAUGACAUUCGCAAUUGUUAAAAUCCCUAAUUAUAAUAUAAAUUAAAACGAAUCAACGUAAAAUUUUACGAAGUACAGUCUCGCUCAAUGAGUAGGUAUAAUAAUGAUAAUACUAUGAUGUACUUACUAUUUUCUUAUUACUGUGUAAAUUUCUAUGCAAUAAAGAUAUUACAAACAAACCAACUAUAUAACCCAGAUGAUAAAUUGCAUUUUACCUAGGGAAAAGUAGAUCUGAAUAAUUAGAACAAGGUACAAUGUACUGAACAAUCGUUAUAUUAUAAUGAGAGCUUCCGAGGUUGUGUAGAAUCUAUGUUGUGUCUUUUCUUUUUUGUGGACCAUACCGACUUAUAGUAAAGUCAUCAGCACAGAGAAUAGCCAUUUUUGUAAGAGCAUCUUAACACCGCAUCUUUAAUGUACGCAGUUAAUGCAGAUACCGUGUUUGAGUUACAUUGAGUUAUUAAAGAAAAAUAAAUAUGUAUAUAAGGUGAGUGUUGACUGCUGUAAAGGAAAACGCAGUGUUAAUACGCUCCUAUGAGUAUUUGUGUCAGUGACGAGCUGUGAAAAGAGCCUUUUUAAUGUAGACAAAUUAACUUUUGACAAUACCCAACGACCUUUGACAGACGCGAAUUCUAGGUGUACCCGCAAAUCGUCGUAGGAACAGAUAUGAAAAUAAAUGUAACAAAAUUUUCUAAAAUAUAUUUUGUUAUUUUUAAUGCUUCUUUUAAGGUAACUGUUAAUUUAUGAGGAUUUUUUAAAAUUAUGAUGAUGAAUAGACUUUAAAGAAACCACGAUUAUGUAAUUCAAUCUUGUUCAAUCUUUUCCUAUGAUAAUACCUACAUAUUGAUUAUAUUUUAUUUUUUGUAAUUCGCACAAAACAUUUUUGUUUACAAUAAUUAAGUAAAUAUACGAUACCUAUUCAUAUUCAAGAGAUACUCACACUAUUUAAAAUUAUAUGUAAAUUUAAUGAUAUAUUCCACGAAGUCGACUAAAUUAAAUAAUAUUUUGUCUGGUGUUGUAAUAAAUGUAUUUAUAUUUUUCCGAAUGAAAGAAUGUUUUAAUAUGUCUACAAUUUGAAUGUGAAUCAAAAUAUCUGUGUUCAAGAACAAUGAUGAGCUAUGAAUGUUACUGUAUAAAGAAAAAUUAUAUAUUAAAUGUUAAACUUAUAUUCCGAGUAGAUUCUGUAUUUAACUGUACAAUUUCAAUCGUGUAGUAAGUAUACCCCUCUCCAUAUUUUGUUAUAGAUUUACAUAAAAUAUUUCCAAGAAUUACUUAACAUCAUUGUAAUAUAAUGAUGCAUACUAAAUUGCACUUAUUUAUAAAUCAUAUUAAUAAAAACGAAAUCUCAGCAAAAGUGUGACAAGUACCUUUAUUCAUUAUU